UUGUUUUCUUUCUUUUUCUUGGUUCUUAUGCUGCUUGUAGGAGGAUGAAAGGAGGCAGGAGCAGAAGCAGCCAACCUUAAUAAGGAACUCUGACAAUUUCUGAUCUCAAAUGGAGGCUGCUGAGUGGGAUUCACUGAAAAAUGACACCCUGCCAGGGACCCUGACACCAGCUGUCCCUCCGUAUGUAACGCUGGGCCUGACCAUUGUAUAUACUGCUUUUUAUUCCCUCCUCUUUGUGUUCAUCUACAUCCAACUUUGGCUGGUCCUCCACUACAGGCACAAGAGGUUCAGUUACCAAACUGUCUUUCUGUUUCUGUGCCUAUUUUGGGCCUCACUUAGGACUGUGCUCUUUUCAUUUUACUUCAAAGAUUUUGUCACAGCCAACUCUCUCCGACCCUUCAUCUUUUGGUUUCUCUACUGCUUCCCAGUUUGCCUCCAGUUUUUCACACUGACACUGAUGAAUCUUUACUUCACUCAGGUGAUUUUCAAAGCUAAGUCAAAGUACUCUCCAGAACUACUUAAAUACCGGUUGCCUCUUUAUCUGGUUUCUCUCUUCAUCAGUCUCCUCUUCCUCUUGGUGAAUUUAACCUGUGCAGUGUUGGGGAGAACAGAGAAUUCAGAGAGGAAAGUCAUUGUCUCUGUCCGGGUGGCAAUUAAUGACACAUUAUUUGUUCUGUGCGCCAUCUCACUCUCCGUCUGUCUGUAUAAGAUUUCCAAGAUGUCUUUAGCCAACAUUUACUUGGAAUCCAAGGGUUCAUCUGUGUGUCAGGUGACAACUAUUGGUGUGACUGUUAUACUACUUUAUACCUCAAGAGCCUGUUACAAUUUAUUCAUCUUAUCAUUUUCCCAAACCAAGAAAGUAAAUUCUUUUGAUUAUGAUUGGUACAAUGUAUCAGAUCAGGCAGAUCUGAAGUGUCAGUUGGGAGAUGCUGGGUACAUCGUAUUUGGUGUGAUCCUCUUUAUUUGGGAGCUGCUGCCCACUUCUUUGGUUGUGUACUUCUUCCGUGUUCGAAACCCUACAAAAGACCUGUCAAAUCCAGGAAUGGUACCAAGCCAUGGAUUCGGUCCAAGAUCCUAUUUCUUUGACAACCCUCGGAGAUAUGACAGUGAUGAUGAUCUGGCCUGGAAUAUUUCACCACAAGGCAUACAGGGCAGUUUCUCUCCAGAGUACUAUGAUUGGGGACAUCAAAACAACAGUUUCAUGGCUUACAUAGGAUCGCUGCAGCCAGAGUCAACAAUGAACACAGAACGGCCAAGCCCUAUAUAGCUCCAAUCAAUGACAGUAUUAAGACAUUCUAUAUUCUGAAAAACAUAAAAAACAAAAACAUAAAAAAUAUUCUGAAAAACAAAGUUUAGCCAUUUUCCUUCAUUUGUUGGUUUUUAGGGGCACUGUUCUUGUGCAAGGAAUAAGAGAUCUUUGCCACAGGAUUCUCGUAAUUUGAGAAAAAGUCUAGAUUAAAUAAUGGUUUAAUGUCAUGAAGCCACAUUUUAAUUACAUUGUUUUAAAGACUUGGUAUUUUAGACUGAUCCUACAUGUGCUUAAUUUUAUGCACUAAAAUACAUAUAUUGCAGAAUAAGGGCCGUAGUGGACAUAAUGUAUUCACUGUAUCUGUUAUUUAAAUCUCAGAAAGGUAGCUUUGUUAGUCUGUAACUUUAAAAUCAAUUAGUAGUCCUGUGGAACCUUAAAGACUAACAAAUAUAUAGGAUCAUGAGCUUUUGUGGGUAAAACCCUCUUCAUCAGAUGAAUUGUUCACGUUUUACCCAUGAAAGCUCAUGAUCCUAUACAUUUGUUAUUUGAGAGAGAGAGAUUUACAGAAACUAAACAAUGUUGUAACAUACUGGAAAUUCUUUGAGACUUUUAGUGUAUAUGACCAAGACUUUUUAAAAUGCACAUGUCACUUUAUAAAAUAUACCAUACCAUUUAUAAUGUAA
Molecule: messenger RNA, 1932 nt
Organism: Pelodiscus sinensis (Chinese soft-shelled turtle)
Lineage: Eukaryota; Metazoa; Chordata; Testudines; Trionychidae
Source: RefSeq, a predicted model, not a curated record